Myotis brandtii (Brandt's bat) is the source of this 2338-nucleotide messenger RNA. RefSeq names its product IL2-inducible T-cell kinase (gene ITK). NCBI's taxonomy places the organism in Eukaryota, Metazoa, Chordata, Mammalia, Chiroptera, Vespertilionidae. Gene Ontology annotation, molecular function: protein binding; ATP binding; non-membrane spanning protein tyrosine kinase activity. The transcript is spliced from 17 exons. The record is from RefSeq and is a predicted model, not a curated record. Gene Ontology annotation, biological process: peptidyl-tyrosine autophosphorylation; adaptive immune response; intracellular signal transduction. Bases 124 to 1995 code for a protein of 623 amino acids.
UUGCCUCUGAACAACUCUCUCAAGAUCAACGGCCUCCCCAUUGCAUUCCUUGCCCUGAAGCUGUUUCCUCUGGUUGUGCUGAGGGCUGAUGCCCAAGGUGCAUCACUUUUCAAGAACUGGAUCAUGAACAACUCAAACAACUCUAUCCUCCUAGAAGAACAGCUCAUCAAGAAAUCCCAACAAAAGAGAAGAACUUCUCCCUCGAACUUUAAAGUCCGCUUCUUUGUUUUAACCAAAACCAGCUUGGCGUAUUUUGAGGACCGUCAUGGGAAAAAGCGCACCUUGAAGGGCUCUAUUGAACUCUCCAGGAUCAAAUGUGUCGAGAUUGUGAAAAGUGACAUUAGCAUCCCUUGCCACUACAAGUAUCCUUUUCAGGUUGUGCAUGACAACUACCUCCUGUAUGUGUUUGCUCCAGACCGUGAGAGCCGGCAGCGCUGGGUGUUGGCCCUUAAAGAAGAAACGAGGAAUAAUAACAGUUUGGUGUCCAAGUAUCAUCCUAAUUUCUGGAUGGAUGGGAGAUGGAGGUGCUGUGCUCAGCUGGAGAAGCUUGCAGUGGGCUGUGCCCAGUACGAUCCAACCAAAAAUGCUUCAAAGAAGCCUCUUCCUCCUACUCCUGAAGACAACAGGCGAUCACUUCAGGAGCAUGAAGAAACCCUGGUCAUUGCCUUGUAUGACUACCAAACGAACGAUCCUCAGGAACUCACGCUACAGCGCAAUGACGAGUACUACCUGCUGGACAGCUCUGAGAUUCACUGGUGGAGAGUUCAAGACAAGAAUGGACACGAAGGAUACGUACCAAGCAGCUAUCUGGUGGAAAAAUCUGCAAAUAACCUGGAAACCUACGAGUGGUACAAUAAGAGUAUCAGCCGAGACAAAGCUGAAAAACUUCUUUUGGACACAGGCAAAGAAGGAGCCUUCAUGGUACGGGAUUCCAGGACUCCAGGCACAUACACCCUGUCUGUCUUCACCAAGGCCAUCGUAAGUGAGAGCAACCCCUGCAUAAAGCACUAUCACAUCAAAGAAACAAAUGACAACCCCAAGCGAUACUAUGUGGCUGAAAAGUAUGUGUUCGAUUCCAUCCCUCUGCUCAUCAACUAUCACCAGCACAACGGAGGAGGCCUGGUCACGCGCCUUCGCUAUCCUGUUUGUUCCUGGAGGCAGAAAGCCCCCAUCACAGCUGGGCUGAGAUACGGGAAAUGGGUGAUCCAUCCCUCGGAGCUCACUUUCGUGCAGGAGAUCGGCAGCGGGCAGUUCGGACUGGUGCAUCUUGGCUACUGGCUCAACAAGGACAAGGUGGCCAUCAAAACCAUUCAGGAAGGAGCUAUGUCAGAAGAGGACUUCCUAGAGGAGGCGGAAGUCAUGAUGAAACUCUCUCACCCCAAACUGGUCCAGCUGUACGGGGUGUGCCUGGAGCAGGCCCCCAUCUGCCUCGUGUUCGAGUUCAUGGAGCAUGGCUGCCUGUCGGAUUACCUGCGCAGCCAGCGGGGGCUCUUGGCUGCAGAGACCCUGCUGGGCAUGUGCCUGGACGUGUGUGAGGGCAUGGCCUACCUGGAAGAGGCGUGUGUCAUCCACAGAGACCUGGCUGCCAGGAAUUGCCUAGUGGGAGAAAACCAAGUCAUCAAGGUGUCGGACUUUGGGAUGACAAGGUUUGUCCUUGACGAUCAGUACACCAGCUCCACGGGCACCAAGUUCCCGGUGAAGUGGGCAUCCCCGGAAGUCUUCUCCUUCAGCCGCUACAGCAGCAAGUCGGAUGUGUGGUCAUUUGGGGUGCUAAUGUGGGAAGUCUUCAGCGAAGGCAAAAUCCCAUAUGAAAACCGAAGCAACUCAGAGGUGGUGGAAGACAUCAGUACCGGAUUUCGGUUGUACAAGCCCCGGCUGGCCUCCUCUCAUAUCUACCAGAUCAUGAAUCAUUGCUGGAAAGAGAAACCUGAAGACCGGCCACCCUUCUCCAGACUCUUCAGUCAACUGGGUGAAAUUGCAGAAUUGGGACUUUAGCAGAGACUCAGCUGCAGAUCCUGAGCCAGAAGAAGUCCUCCCUCCACAGAGCAUUAAAAGCUGCCACCAGCCCAGGACUCCCCAGGGGCAGCUGGCCUCUGGUGCCAGUCCCUGAGCUGCCAGGGAGGCAGCACCUUGACAGAAGCUGGCACUCCGCCACCGGCUGGAGGCUCAGCCAAUGAACUGGGAGCCAGGCCAGGCAGCGGCCAUGUCUCCACCCUCCCUCCAGCCUCUUAUCUCGGGUGGUGCACAAACCUCAAUCUGACAGCUUUCAGGCAACCUUUCUUGAACUUUUUCUUAGCGAAAGAGAGUGGGUAGGACCCUGGAUUGUUGUUUUAUUAUU